Messenger RNA from Daucus carota subsp. sativus, 2369 nucleotides. RefSeq lists its product as uncharacterized. Bases 365 to 2290 code for a protein of 641 amino acids. Lineage: Eukaryota; Viridiplantae; Streptophyta; Magnoliopsida; Apiales; Apiaceae. The transcript is spliced from 7 exons. The record is from RefSeq and is a predicted model, not a curated record. Gene Ontology annotation, biological process: lipid catabolic process.
AUAGUAAAAAGAAAGGUCGGAGGUGUAUAUUGUAAUUUCAGAGCACCCCUCCCCUCCAAAAAGUAGUUUCCGGGUUCGUGUUCCCCCGUAUCUAAAUCUAAUCUACUCUCUCUCUCUCUGCACACACAUCUCUCCCUCUCUCCCUCGUGUACAUACACUGUAUCCAAUUCAUCAAAUCCCUAAAUUAUAGCUCAAUUAAAUACACACAACACUUAUACACAUCUAAAGCUUCAAUCUUGCUUAACGUCUAGGUUUAGUCCUCUGAUCUUCGAUUUCAAAUCUGUUAUUAGAUCAAUCAAACUGUUAAUUACAUCAGUUAAAUCGUUAAUUAGGUCAUUAAUUAGCUGAAUUAGGGACUGAUCUCAUGGCGGCGACGACAAUGGCGACGGCGGCCGGAAUGAUGAUGAUUUUGUACUAUGUAUUGAGCCGGAGACUGUCGUCGAAAGUGGGUGAGGAGGAUAAUGAUCACGACGAGAACUCGAAAGCGAGUAGAUCGAGGAGAAUUGUGAGGAGAACAGCUCAUGCGCCAGCUACGUGGUUAGAGACUAUUAGUACACUCACGGAGACGCUUAGGUUUACGUAUUCGGAGACGUUGGGGAAAUGGCCUAUUGGUGAUUUGGCUUUCGGGAUUAAUUAUCAUAUGCGAAGGCAGGGUAAUCUGCAAGUUGCAAGUGUAUAUGCUGGUGAUGAUUGUGUUGAGCUUAAGGGGCCAUAUAUAUUAGCUGAUUUAAAGCAUUACUUGACAUUAUUAACCUCCUGUAUUCUUUUCUCGAAGAAGCCAUUUCCAGUUUUUUUGGACACUGCUGGCUAUAAUCAAGCAGAUGUUCUUCUUCAGAAGCCGAAAGCUGGGAUUCUCAAGCCUGCCUUUACUAUAUUGCGUGAUAGAAAUUUAAAAUGUUUCCUUCUAUUGAUACGGGGAACUCAUAGUAUCAAAGACACGCUAACUGCUGCAACCGGUGCAGUGGUCCCUUUUCAUCAUUCAGUUUUACAUGAUGGUGGUGUUAGUAAUUUGGUAUUAGGAUAUGCUCACUGCGGGAUGGUUGCUGCUGCACGAUGGAUUGCAAAGCUCAGCAGUCCAUUUUUACUGAAAGCUUUAGAAGAAUUUCCCAGCUACAAAGUGAAGAUAGUUGGCCAUUCACUUGGUGGUGGUACUGCUGCACUAUUAACCUAUAUCUUCCGGGAACAGAAAGAGUUAUCAUCAACCACUUGUAUCACAUUUGCACCAGCUGCUUGUAUGACAUGGGAAUUAGCAGAAUCAGGGAAGCAUUUUAUUACGACUAUCAUUAACGGUUCUGAUUUAGUGCCAACAUUCUCGACUGCUUCAAUUGAUGAUCUUCGUUCAGAGGUCACAGCAUCAUCUUGGUAUAAUGAUCUGCGGGAUCAAGUGGAGCAUACAAGAGUUCUGAAUGUUGUUUAUCGCUCUGCAACUGCUUUGGGAUCUCGUCUCCCAUCAAUAGCUAGUGCAAGGGAGAGGGUUGCUGGUGCAAGUGCUUUCCUUCGUCCUGUUUCUAGCAGUACUCAGGGUGUGAUGAAGCGUGCCCAGUCUGUUGCUCAGGCUGUCGUUCCAUCCAGUUCUACCUUGUCAUCAUGGUCAUGUAUGGGUGCUCGUCGACGUAUUGUUGUAUCCUCAAACACUAAAGAAGAAGAUAUGCCUGAAACUUCGCUUAUUAGUGGGCGAUCGCGAUCGCGAUCACCGCAAUCUCCCAAGACUGAGAUUGUUGGAGUUUCUGACGCACAUCAUGUCAAACUAAAUGCUUUCAGAGUAGUAUCAGGAAAUGAGGAGACUGAUGAAGAAGAAGAGCUCCUUUCAGAAAGCAGAGUCAAGAAUAGUGCUUCCAACAUGGAGGAGAUAACGGAAGGUGAAUUGUUGUACGAACUGGAGAUGGAACUUCAGAGAGGAGAGAAUGGAGCUAACAAGAAAGCUCAGGAGGAGGAAGAAGCUGCUGCUGCAAGAGAAAUUACUGAAGAGGAAGUGGAGCUAGCUGUUGCCGCUGAUACUAUACCACCUCCAUCGACAUCCGAAAUUGCAGAGAACCUUCAAUUCUAUCCCCCGGGAAGAAUAAUGCAUAUCAUUUCUGUUGUUUCAACUGAUGCAAGUGAUUCUGGUCAAGACCACUUAACUGAGGAGCAUGAACAUGUUGGCAUCUACGAGACAAAUAGGGAAUUGUAUAGUAAGCUGCGAUUGUCAAGAACAAUGAUUAAUGAUCACUACAUGCCUAUGUAUAAGAAGAUGAUAGAAUUGUUAAUCAGAGAACUGGAAAAUGAUAAUGACUGUAUUUGCUCCAUUUGAAAGUAUGUGAUAUUGAAAACAAGCUUGGAAAUUUCCCUAAUUGGGGAAUACACUAAUUCUUUUGUAGUUGUUUUGGAAA